CAUCAACCAGGAAGUUUUGGUUCUUCUGCUGUUGGGGAAAGAAAUGUGAGCAUGAAAGAAGGAAACAAUGGCAGCAGUUCCUGAGCGGUUAUCAUGAAAUGCCAUAGUCAGUAUAUUAGUUAGAAUAAUCUGUGUCUCAGGAUAAACCCUCAACACAGUUUGACCAGGUUCAGUAUGUAGUUUCAAUAUACAUGUAUAGCAAAUCCCAGCGCAUCAAAUACAGAUGUAUAAUUUAUCUGUAUGGUUUAGCCACGAUGAUCAGAAAAUAUUUUCAUCAACCUGAUUGAAAUUGAUUUGGAUUGGAAAUUAAAAAAAGAAAGAUGGGAGACGUGUCUGAUGAGGAGAGGGACAUCUUUGAGGAACUGAUAGAAAGGAAGCGUUAUAACAUCGUCAAUUACAUCAACGCCCGCGUCUUCUUCGACAAACUCCGACAGUUUAAGGUUCUUACGAUGGACGAUACACAGGAGAUCGAGAGCAAGACGACGCGACGACAACAGGCCGGAAGUUUCCUUGAUAUUCUGCAAACAAAAGGAGAUAAUGGUGUCAAGAAGUUUUUGGAGAUUUUAGAAUUUGAAUAUCCUCAUGUUUACAAAGAUGUCACCAAUAAAGAGGCCCGGGACCCACCCACAGAUUACUUGAAACACAGAGAGAGUGUGUACGCAGGAUGGCUGUAUAAAUUACCGGAGCUGGCCGAGUCAUUAAAGAUAGAUUACGAACACAACAAAGACCUACAUCAGCGAAUACAGGAAAUGAAGGAAGUGAUGAAACUCGUGCAGGACAACAACUUAGAGCUGGAGAGAGAAAACCAGGAAUUACAAGAGAAACUGAAGAGUAUGCAAAACGAGAAAACUGAACUUGAGCAAGAGCUUGGGACCUACAUGAGAGAAAUGAGCCUAGCUCGAGACAAAGCUAUGAUGCACAUGGAGAAUUCCUUGGAAUAUCAGAAAGAAAUCAAUAUUCUGAAGGACUCGCUCCGAGAUAUGAGACAUGAUAGAGAUGGACUUGUGAAACAGAACGAAAACCUGUCUGCCAAAUUUCAUCAACGUCAGGCAGAAUCAGCUGAGGAGAGAAGGAAAUCUUACUCCAUGAACCAACUGAACACAGACAAGCCAUUUGAUCGUCAGACGAGUGCGCAGGACAUUGAGAUUACUAUUCUUAAAGAAAAGUUUGAACAAGAACAAGAGAAAUGUGAGGAGCUCAGUCAGCAGCUUGUUCACGUCACAGACGAGAUGGAUUACGCUCAAUCACAGCUCAGGAAGACAAAGGUAUACUGUGAAAAGUUGAGCAAGGAGGUGGAAACAAAAGACAAAUGGUUAGAUGAAAAAAGGAAGAGAAUAGAUGGGUACUUCAAGGAGAUAGAAAGAUUGGGAGAAGAGAAAAAGAGGCUGGAUGAGGAGAGGAAUAAGGAACAGAGGAAAGUGAAAGAGGAACAAGAAAACAACAGGAAGCUGUUCAGUAGAGUGUAUCUACUAGAGAACAAGAUAGAGGAUCUCACCUCAGAGAACGCCAAACUCAAAAUGCAGAGCAACAGGACAUCUUCGGGAUCAAGUGUAACUGAUGACAUAUCCAGUAAUGACAAGUUCCCUCCCCUGCAUGAAGAAUUCUACCUUGACGAUGAGGACCCCAUGUAUAGGUCCAAUGUAGAAGACUAUUUAAAAGACAAUCGUUUUCCUCACCGAGAUGACAGCGUGAAGCCAGAGGUCGGAGGGUCGUUACGGAUAAACGACAUCGAGGAACCUCGCUCAUUGAAGUACCCCAGAAUUCCUGUACAGCAGUUAUUACACAAAGGAGGAGAUAAGGUGUCCAGUCCUGAUAUUAUUGAGCAGCCGGAGAGUGAGGUGUCCCGCGGAGCCUCGGUGUCAAACACGAUCAGCAGCGAUACGUCAGAGGAUACGGACGCAGAACUGAUGGGGUUCAACGUACAUAUCAGAGAACUCCCCCUCAAAUGGAGGCCUCCUAAAUCUGUCCCUCCCAGUGCCCAGUUUGACAAACAGAGGACAUACAAGGUGACCUGGCCAGUUCUGGACGAGAAAAUAAAAAUCACAGGGGGAAACUUCACAGGGAUAUACAUUACAGAAGUCUCCAAGAAACUGGACAGCAGCAUAUGUGUGGGGGACCAAGUCAUCUCUGUACAGCUGCUGAGAAGUGACUAUAGCUGCGUCUGUAAGAUUGACAUGCGAGGUCGUACGCUGGCUGAAGCUAGGGCUGCCUUCCUGUUCGAGAGUCAGAGAAAUGAUGAAAAGGAGGUAGAAAUUACCCUGAAAAAGGUCCCCCAGGAAGAGUUUGAAAAUAUUAAGAAAUGGAUGGAAACUCAGAAGAGUAGUGGAGAUUACUUCUAUGUCAGAGCCUGUGCAGCUAUUAAGGAGAAGGAGACAGAAUGUCUGCCGCUGAAGAAGGGGGACAUUUUAAGAGUGUACAACACCAACCACAGCAAGGGGGAUCAUAAAUACUGGAAAGUGUGUCUGUACGACAGGCAGGGAGGGAAAUGGGGCACCGAGGGCAUUAUACCAGCAGAUUUUCGUAGGAUGUGUCCAAUUGAUAGACGACUAGCAUUCCGUGCUCGCAGCCAUUUUGUGAGAGUCCUUCCAAUGAAAGCGACAUCCAAACUCCCAGUAGUGAUGUACGGCCCCAGUAACCUUGUUGGUGCGGCUCAAAACCUGAUAGUGGACGAUUCCACAGACUAUCUUUGUUAUAAUGUUGAGAAAGGAAGAGAUUUUGAUACACUGCGGCACUGUUUGUCCAAGGGGAAGCAUUGUAUGAUGAGAGAUGUACUGCUGAAGAGAUAUGUGGAUGUUUAUAUUGUUAUCAUCAUUAACACAGAACACUCUACUCCAGAGAUUCUCAAGAAUAUUUUUGGGGUGGAUAAAGCCACAGAAUCUAAGUAUAGAAUCCCUGAGGACAUUGUUUGUGAAACCAUCACAGUGGGCAGUGAUGGUGUGAGGGACAGGAAGAGCUUCCUUAAGGCUUUCUAUGAGAGAGUGCAGAAAGGUCAGGACAGGGUGUGUUGGUUGUCGAGCUCCCAGUUAGACGGGAGUACUACAGAACAGUAUCAGGACUAUCUAGGAAGUGAGAGUACCAGACAACAGAACCAGUCCCAGGACAGCAACAAUGAAGUCAAGCUGUUACGUUCAUCCUCCACCCCCAUGUAAACCAGCUGUUAUAACAAUCCCCGUAGGAUAUAUACUGUAUAAACAAGCUGUUGCAACAACUCCCCUAGGAUUUAUACUGUAUAAACCAGCUGUUACAACUAAACCCCUAGGAAAUUAAAUAUUUUAUAAACCAGCUGUUACAACUAAACCCCCUAAGAUAUAAACUGUAUA
Molecule: messenger RNA, 3320 nt
Organism: Saccostrea cuccullata (small rock oyster)
Lineage: Eukaryota; Metazoa; Mollusca; Bivalvia; Ostreida; Ostreidae
Product: caspase recruitment domain-containing protein 11-like
Exons: 28
Coding region: 321-3149 (942 amino acids)
Biological process (GO): regulation of apoptotic process
Molecular function (GO): protease binding; death domain binding
Source: RefSeq, a predicted model, not a curated record